Messenger RNA from Mangifera indica (mango), 1836 nucleotides. RefSeq lists its product as uncharacterized. The transcript has 7 exons. Bases 93 to 1325 code for a protein of 410 amino acids. The record is from RefSeq and is a predicted model, not a curated record. Lineage: Eukaryota; Viridiplantae; Streptophyta; Magnoliopsida; Sapindales; Anacardiaceae.
UCGCCACCAUUAAUUCUCAAAAAUACAAAUAAAAAAAAGUAUCGUGCUCAAGCUCAAACGAGGCAAAGCACGCAUAAAAUUUGUAGGUAGAAAUGCUCGGUGGUGGCAGUAACAGUGAUGGUAAUGUGUUUUGGGGCCGGAGAGAUCUGGCGUUUCGUGGAAUUGUUGUGUUUUUCGCUUGGGUUUCAGUUCAUGACAACCCGCUAAGAAGUUUUGUCGAUUUGUACUCCUCUCUUGGCUGGAAUUCCCUCGUCUCUCGUUCCCAUUUCCUCGACGUAUUUUAUCCUGAAAGGGCUACAUCCAUAGCAUUUGUUCUUGUCAAUGAACUUGUGGAGGAGCUGAGGAUUAAACCAUGUCCUGUAGUUUUCGUGGCUUUUUCUGGUGGUCCGAAAGCUUGCAUGUACAAGGCUUUUCAGAUUAUUCUGGAAACAUGUGAUGGUCAUCUUACUGCGGAUGAAAGUCGAUUGGUCAGACAUUGCCUUGCUGGGCACAUCUACGAUUCUGGUCCCAUAGAUUUUACUAGUGAUUUUUGUGCUCGAUUUGGUCUCCACCCCACCAUUCAGAAGAUUCCUGGAUCGUUAAAGAUUGUAUCUUGGUUUGCAAAAGGGGUUGCUUCUGGUUUAGAUGGUUUAUGUCUUACUAGGUUCGAGUCUCAACGUGCAGAAUAUUGGCAUGCUUUGUACUCCUCUGUUGACCUGGCGGCUCCAUUUCUUAUUUUAUGCUCAGAGAAUGAUGACUAUGCACCACCACAAGUUAUCUUUAAUUUCACUCAACGUAUACAAGAACUUGGGGGUGAUGUUGAGCUUGUGACAUGGAAUGGAUCCCCUCACCUAGGUCAUUACAAGCAUUACCCUAUCCAAUACAGGGCUGCUGUAACCAUUCUGCUUGAGAAGGCUAUGUCUGUUUAUUCCCAAAGAGUCCGACAACUUGGGGAAAGAUCUGGCAUAGAGGGUAUGCAUGAUGAGAUAUCUGAGUUAAUUUGUGACCUGCAGAAAGUAGCAGUUAACUCAAACCAAAGCCUAAGAAGAGUAGCAGUUGGGCCAAGUGAUCACUUCUUUUUGCCAAGUUCAGCAGAGCAUCUCAAUGGUCAAGGCUCUCGGUCUUUACAGGAUGAACGUAAUGAAAAAUCAGUCUACAUGCCUUCCCCCCCAAGAAUCAAUGCACACAGUGUUCUUGGCCAAGUCCUCUUUGAUGUUUGUGUUCCCAAGAAUGUUGAAGGCUGGGAUAUUAAAUUUUCCAGCUCUGCAAACCGGCUGCCAUUUGCCUCUUCUCAUAGAAAUUUACCUUUCCCUGGUAUCAAAUGCAACCGUCGCUCAAAAUUAUAGUAUCUUAAAGAUUACACUGGAGGAACUCUGCAGUUGGUUUUCUUUGGCUUGUUCAGAAGCUCCUAGAGAUUUUUUUAUGUAAAGCUAAUAAAUCUCUACAAGAUAUCGUUGAGGUUUCCAGACAUUUUGGAAGACUACUUGGUCAAUCAUCGGUUACCCUUCUUUGGGUUGUGGGCUAAAUCCUCCAGCAUGAAGUGUACAUAUAUAAUAGCGCAAGGAAGAUCACGGUAUAUUUAGAAUGAAGUACCGUUUAAGACCGAUCUAUAAUUGUAUGUCUGCUGAGCUGCAGGAUGCCAGUUAAUAAAAUCUUCUUGUGUUAUUAUAUAUCACCCAGAAUCAGCCGGAUCACCAAACUUGUGCUAUAUGGUGUGCGAAUGGUAUCAGAAGUUGAGGAGCAGAUGUAAAUUGUGAAAUAGUUCUGUACAAAGAUCUUUUUUGUAUGUUGGAAAGCCAAUCAGUAAACUGUGUGUACGAUGUUAAUGUAUGAGCAAGAGGCUGGAGUUCGAAAUUA